Molecule: messenger RNA, 342 nt
Organism: Ylistrum balloti
Lineage: Eukaryota; Metazoa; Mollusca; Bivalvia; Pectinida; Pectinidae
Exons: 1
Coding region: 1-342 (113 amino acids)
Source: RefSeq, a predicted model, not a curated record
AUGACUGGAUAUGGGGAUCAGACUGGACUCAUGAUGACUGGAUAUGGGGAUCAGACUGGACUCAUGAUGACUGGAUAUGGGGAUCAGACUGGACUCAUGAUGACUGGAUAUCAAGAUCAGACUGGACUCAUGAUGACUGGAUAUCAAGAUCAGACUGGACUCAUGAUGACUGGAUAUGGGGAUCAGACUGGACUCAUGAUGACUGGAUUUGGGGAUCAGACUGGACUCAUGAUGACUGGAUAUCAAGAUCAGACUGGACUCAUGAUGACUGGAUAUCAAGAUCAGACUGGACUCAUGAUGACUGGAUAUGGGGAUCAGACUGGACUCAUGAUGACUGGAUAA